UCAUUUCACCUUCAUCUCAUUUCACAAGUCACAACACAUCCUUCUUUCAUCACCCUCUAAUCUUUUAUAUUACUCACACCGAGCUCCCUCCCUUCGUCGUAGAUCUAUUCUCAUUACUCGUCAUUAAUAAUAUCACACACAAACCCACUCUCUUCUCUUCUUUCUUCUUCCGAUAUCGAACGACAUGUCGUUUCGGAGAUCCCUUGUGUUCUCCGCAUCCUUCUUCUUCCUCCUCUUCCAUGGCGCCUUCUCAUUCUACCUUCCCGGCGUCGCACCUCAGGAUUUCCAAAAGGGAGAUCAAUUACAAGUAAAAGUAAACAAAUUAACAUCAACGAAGACCCAGCUUCCCUACACAUAUUAUUCCCUUCCAUAUUGUAAACCAGGCAAAAUUCUAGAUAGUGCUGAAAAUCUUGGGGAAGUGCUUCGAGGUGAUCGCAUUGAAAAUUCUCAGUAUGUGUUUAAAAUGCGUGAACCACAAAUGUGCAAUAUUGUGUGUAAGCUGAAACUUGAUGCCCAGAGUGCAAAAGAGUUCAAAGAGAAGAUUGAUGAUGAGUACCGGGUGAACAUGAUCCUAGAUAACCUUCCCUUGGUGGUUCCAAUAAAACGUCCGGAUCAGGACUCUACUGUUUAUCAGCUUGGUUUCCAUGUUGGACUCAAAGGGCAGUAUAGUGGGAGCAAGGAUGAGAAGUAUUUUAUUCACAACCAUUUGGCAUUUAUUGUCAAGUAUCAUAGAGAUUUGCUAACUGAAUCUGCUAGAAUUGUGGGCUUUGAGGUGAAGCCAUUCAGUGUUAAACAUGAGUAUGAUGGGAAUUGGAGUGAAAAUACACGUUUGACAACUUGUGAUCCUCAUGCUAAGCACACAGUUGUCAACUCCAACACUCCUCAAGAGGUCGAAGAGAACAAGGAAAUUAUCUUCACAUACGAUGUUGAAUUUGAGGAGAGUGAUGUGAAGUGGGCUUCAAGAUGGGAUGCCUAUUUGCUAAUGAAUGAUGACCAGAUUCACUGGUUCUCAAUUGUGAAUUCAUUGAUGAUUGUUCUCUUUCUCUCUGGAAUGGUGGCAAUGAUAAUGUUGCGUACACUCUAUCGUGAUAUUUCAAAGUACAAUGAGCUUGAGACCCAAGAAGAAGCGCAAGAAGAGACAGGCUGGAAGCUUGUCCAUGGUGAUGUUUUUAGGCCACCAAACAACUCAGAUUUGCUGUGUGUUUACGUUGGAACAGGGGUUCAGUUUUUCUUUAUGAUACUAGUAACCAUGAUCUUUGCCGUCCUUGGAUUCCUUUCUCCUUCUAACCGUGGUGGGCUUAUGACAGCCAUGCUGUUGCUUUGGGUAUUCAUGGGAAUUUUUGCUGGUUAUGCUUCUUCUCGCUUGUACAAAAUGUUCAAAGGAUCAGAAUGGAAGAGUAUUGCCCUCAGGACUGCAACCUUGUUCCCUGCAACUGUCUGUGCUGUUUUCUUUGUGUUAAAUGCUCUCAUUUGGGGAGAAAAAUCAUCUGGAGCUGUGCCAUUUGGAACAAUGUUUGCUUUGAUCUUUCUAUGGUUUGGAAUCUCUGUUCCACUUGUUUUUGUGGGUGGCUAUGUUGGAUUCAAGAAGCCUGCAAUUGAGAACCCGGUAAAGACCAACAAAAUCCCAAGGCAGAUCCCAGAGCAAGCAUGGUACAUGAACCCGGUCUUCUCAGUUCUGAUUGGAGGAAUACUCCCAUUUGGAGCUGUUUUCAUUGAGCUUUUCUUCAUCCUCACCUCAAUCUGGCUGAACCAAUUUUACUACAUCUUUGGUUUCCUCUUCUUGGUUUUUGCCAUCCUCAUCGUCACUUGCGCCGAAAUAACAAUUGUGCUUUGCUACUUCCAGUUGUGCAGUGAGGAUUAUUUGUGGUGGUGGCGUUCAUACCUCACCUCUGGCUCAUCUGCACUCUACCUCUUCCUUUAUGCAACGUUCUACUUCUUCACCAAGCUUGAAAUCACCAAGUUCGUAUCUGCUGUACUAUACUUUGGCUACAUGCUUAUAGUAUCUUAUGCCUUUUUCGUGGUAACUGGUACCAUCGGAUUUUACGCAUGCUUCUGGUUCACAAGGCUCAUCUACUCUUCAGUCAAAAUUGAUUAGUUAUGCAGUGGUCAGUGUCAUGGAUUAAAUCUACUAUACUCUUCCCAAAGGAUGAAGAAGAUUUAUGUAAGGAUUUCGAGAUUCAGGUACUAUCAUUAUUCAGAAUCAGAUGUAACCUAUUCUAUACAAUUUUGCAUUGUGAGAAGGACACGGUUAUUCUUUUGUUUCGAUGUCUUUUUUACUUGCUGAUGCUGAGUUGUCGAAGUAGGAGGAUCCUUGUUUGAUUACAGAUUUAUAGGGUUUUUUUAUGUUACUGUCGUAGAAGAAUUUCAAAUUGGCUCCAUUUUAGUUGA
Arachis stenosperma is the source of this 2388-nucleotide messenger RNA. Its product is annotated as transmembrane 9 superfamily member 8-like. The record is from RefSeq and is a predicted model, not a curated record. Gene Ontology annotation, cellular component: membrane. Bases 185 to 2095 code for a protein of 636 amino acids. Gene Ontology annotation, biological process: protein localization to membrane. NCBI's taxonomy places the organism in Eukaryota, Viridiplantae, Streptophyta, Magnoliopsida, Fabales, Fabaceae. The transcript has 7 exons.